Molecule: messenger RNA, 1260 nt
Organism: Paralichthys olivaceus (Japanese flounder)
Lineage: Eukaryota; Metazoa; Chordata; Actinopteri; Pleuronectiformes; Paralichthyidae
Gene: sod2
Product: superoxide dismutase 2, mitochondrial
Biological process (GO): superoxide metabolic process
Cellular component (GO): mitochondrion
Molecular function (GO): superoxide dismutase activity; metal ion binding
Source: RefSeq, a predicted model, not a curated record
CCGGUAUUGGAGAAUGGCACGGUCCACUGCGCCGUCAAGUUGAAAUAGCUCAGUUCAAGGGCAGCGAGCUGAUCUGUAGUUUGUGAGCGUCCCUCCUGUCUGUGCUGUCUGUGCUGUGGACACUGACACCAUCAUGCUCUGCAGAGUUGCUCAGAUACGCAGGUGUGCAGCCAGUCUCAGCCAAACCAUAAGCCAGGCAACCGCAUCGAGGCACAAGCACACGCUCCCAGACCUGACCUACGACUAUGGUGCCCUGGAGCCCCACAUCAGUGCAGAGAUCAUGCAGCUGCACCACAGCAAGCACCACGCCACAUAUGUGAACAACCUCAACGUCACAGAGGAGAAGUAUCAAGAGGCACUGGCAAAGGGUGACGUGACGGCACAAGUUGCCCUCCAGCCUGCUCUGAAAUUUAAUGGAGGAGGCCACAUUAAUCACACCAUCUUCUGGACAAACCUCUCUCCAAAUGGUGGAGAUGGGCCACAGGGGGAACUAAUGGAAGCCAUCAAUCGGGACUUUGGCUCCCUCCAGAAGUUGAAGGAAAAGAUGUCUGCUGCUACCGUUGCAGUGCAGGGCUCAGGGUGGGGCUGGCUGGGCUACGACAAGGAGAGCGGAAGACUUCGCAUCGCUGCUUGUGCAAACCAGGAUCCUCUGCAGGGGACGACAGGUCUCAUCCCUCUUCUUGGUAUUGACGUAUGGGAGCAUGCCUAUUACCUUCAGUACAAAAAUGUGCGGCCGGACUAUGUUAAGGCGAUCUGGAACGUAAUCAACUGGGAGAAUGUGACUGAGCGUCUUCAGAUCGCCAAAAAGUAGAAUCUGACCCUCGCAAAUCCCUGAAAACCUCUCUCAUCUUGACCUGGACCUGGUUCAAAUAGUCGCUGCAAAUAAUUCUUAGUUUUACCAUGCGUGGAGUAUCAGUGGUGGUGUUCUUCGAAUUUUAGAUUGUCAAUUGCAUUAAAGUUGAUUACUUUUGACUUGGAAAUACUUUCUAUAUUGAAAACAUACAAAUUAAAAAUCAUUUGCAUGUGCUUUUUAAAUCUCAGGUCUGUCCUCAAACACCAGACUCUUCAAAGCGCACAAAAAUGGCUGCCUUUCACGUCAAGGCUGGCUUUUGUUACCCAAAUAGUAGUUGACGCAAUACCAGAGAGCAUAUUCAGUGAGCUGUGUCAUUGUCGGAAUUACUCACACAAAAAUCAGGCAAUGUUAUUGCAGUCCAUGUUUUUGAUGUAGAAUAAUAAAAUUAUAUGAUUUCAGUUGUAAAA